AUGUCUCACUGCAAGAAGUGUAACAUGAAGUUGAAGCACAGUUUUCACUUUAUUAUUUUCCUCUUCUGGUCUCCACCACCCUCUGUUGUUGUGACUGAGGGUACAGGGCAACUGGUUGCAUUCAUGGCUUCCAUGGCUACUCAUUUCAGCAACCAGAACAGUGGGAUCAUCUUCAGUAGUGUUGAAACCAACGUUGGGAAUUUUUUUGAUGUCAUGACUGGGAGAUUUGGUGCUCCAGUGAAUGGGGUGUAUUUCUUCACCUUCAAUAUGAUGAAACAUGAAGAUGUGGAGGAAGUGUACGUGUACCUGAUGCAUAAUGGUAAUACAGUUUUCAGCUUAUAUAGCUAUGAAUCAAAAGGGAAAGCAGACACUUCAGGAAACAGUGCAGUGCUAAAACUUGCCAAGGGAGAUGAAGUUUGGCUGCGAAUGGGAAAUGGAGCCCUCCACGGGGACCAUCAACGCUUCUCUACCUUUGCUGGGUUUCUUCUUUUUGAAACCAAGUAA
Messenger RNA from Pelecanus crispus (Dalmatian pelican), 504 nucleotides. Lineage: Eukaryota; Metazoa; Chordata; Aves; Pelecaniformes; Pelecanidae. The record is from RefSeq and is a predicted model, not a curated record.